UCUCUUUACCCAUUUAUUCGUCUCCUCUCUUCUUUCUUUCUCCCCUCCUCUUCAGAUCAACAAACCGUGUCCUGGAAACCAUCUAGAUCGCACUUUCCCUUCCUCGGAUCGUCGAAAGGCAGCGACUUUCGGAGGUUCUCGUGCUCUCCUCUUCGGGACGAGUCGAUCGGCGUGCGGAUCGGGCAGUUUUUUUCCCAGGUUGCCGGCGAGGCGGCGGUGUGCUUCUCAGAUCGGGAGUUGUUUGGCUUUCUUGAGGUGCCGGAGAUGGUGGCUGAGGCGGAGGUGAUGCAUCAGGCAGCUGUGCCGGUGCUGGAGGUGCAGUACCACCGGUGCGUGGCCAAGGGGAUCGAGGAGGUUGUCGGGAUGUCCGCGGCGGCAGCGGUGACCGCACCGGCGGAGGUGGGGGUUGAGGUGGACGUCGCCACCGAGGUGCUUGACAUGGGGUUGGAGGAACCUGAUGCUGCACCAAGUGUACCUGUUGAGAUGCUACAGUUUGUGCCCAACAUUCGGUCUGGUAGCUUUGCUGAUACUGGGCCUAGGAGGUACAUGGAAGACGAACACAUUCGGAUAGAUGAUCUUUCUGCUCAUCUAGGCUCGCUAUUGGUCUGCCCGUUGCCUAGCGCCUUCUAUGGGGUUUUUGAUGGCCAUGGAGGUCCGGAUGCUGCAGCCUACAUGAAAAGGCAUGCAAUGAGGUUCCUGUUUGAGGACAGUGAGUUUCCACAAGCAUCGCAAGUUGAUGAAAUAUUCCUUCAAUCUGUUGAGAACUCUGUUCGCAGAGCUUUCCUGCAAGCAGAUCUUGCUCUGGCUGAUGACUUGGAUAUCAGCCGCUCUUCUGGAACCACAGCACUCGCUGCAUUAGUCUUUGGGAGGCAACUGUUGGUUGCAAACGCUGGGGACUGCCGUGCGGUCCUAUGCCGGAAAGGCAUAGCAAUGGAGAUGUCCCGAGAUCACAGGGCAAACUAUGUUGAGGAGUGUGAAAGGGUUGCCGCAUCUGGGGGAUACAUCGAGGACGGCUACCUCAAUGGGGUCCUCUCCGUGACACGGGCUCUAGGGGACUGGGACAUGAAAACACCUGACGCCUCAACAUCCUCCCUCAUCGCCGAGCCAGAGUUCCAGCAGACCAUGCUGACCGAUGACGACGAGUUCCUCAUCAUGGGGUGUGACGGGAUAUGGGACGUGAUGACCAGCCAACAUGCAGUGAGCAUCGUCAGGCGGGGGCUCCGGCAGCAUGACGAUCCAGAACGGUGCGCGAGGGAGCUCGUGGUAGAGGCGAAGCGGCUCCAGACGGCCGACAACCUCACGGUGAUUGUGGUCUGCUUUGUGCCGGAGCUCAGCGCGCCGCAGCAGGAGCAGCCGGCGAGGCCGAGGAGCUGCAAGAGCCUGUCGGCGGAGGCGCUCUGCAACCUGAGGAGCUGGCUGGAGACUGACCACCGCUAGAAGGAGGGCGAGUGCUGAGGAGGGUACCGUUGUCUCCCGCCAUGUAAAUACCGCGCUGACAUUUGUUGACGUAUCAUGAGCACUCGUUUCUAGUUUCGAUUUGUUGAGGCUAGGCAGAUCAGCUGCAGCAUCAGCCAGCAGUUUUGUAGGUUAUUUUCGCCUUGUUCUUUUUACUCUAUUAUUAGUUAUUGCUGUUAUUGUUGACACCUCUGUUGUACAUAUCUAUUGAAGCUGAUGCCAUUUGUACGUUCCA
Messenger RNA from Phragmites australis (common reed), 1690 nucleotides. RefSeq names its product probable protein phosphatase 2C 47. The record is from RefSeq and is a predicted model, not a curated record. The transcript is spliced from 4 exons. Gene Ontology annotation, molecular function: protein serine/threonine phosphatase activity; cation binding. Gene Ontology annotation, biological process: protein dephosphorylation. The coding region runs from base 265 to 1437 and encodes 390 amino acids. NCBI's taxonomy places the organism in Eukaryota, Viridiplantae, Streptophyta, Magnoliopsida, Poales, Poaceae.